UUGUUUCGCGAAGCGCGCUAAACGCACGCGCGAGUUCGGCCACAGCGCAUGCGUGCGAAACCGCGGGAAAAUUAGACCAGUGUUUACGUGCGAUUUUGGGACGUUGCAGUAUUGGAUAUAUUGAUGAUAAUCCAACACUAUGGGAACUUUAAUGCUUGUCUUAUGCGUUAUACCAUCUAUAGUUACAUCAAUUACGGUGUCAUCAAAUGGAAACAGCCCGGAAGUCAAAAUGUUUGGCGGAAUGAUGGUCGACAUGCAAAAAGGCUUUAUACCAAUGACACCUCGCUCGGAAAUGACCCCAGCGGCUACGACUAAUUACACUAAAAGUAGAAAAAUCAAUCAAAUAAAUUCUACAAAGCUUUCCAUAAACGAGAGGUACAGGAGAUUGAUACCUUACAUGACUUUCUACUAUGCUAAUGAUUUAGUUACGCCUACCCCAGAAUCAUACAAAAACGUUGAAGUUGAAAAAGCCCAGAUAAUUGAGAGCAGUACCGUUGGUCAACUGCCGGAUCGUCAGCCUAAGAAAAUAGUUUAUUCAACCUAUAGAAACAUACCUAGAUACCAAGGCAACAGGCUCACCCAUUACAAUAUAGCGUCAGCAAAUCCGACUAAAAUUUACAAGGAAGUAACUUACAACCAGGCACCGAAAGUACCAAAUUACAAUCCAUUUACAUCUGAGCAUAGUCAUUUAGAAAAUCAGAACUAUGGAAGAUUAACUCAGACACUCAACUUCAAACCAAUAAAUAUUCCGGAGAUAGCUACCACUCACAAACCGUAUUUAAAUCUACAGCAAAAUGACGAUCCCGUUAACAUACAGUAUUAUUUUUCGGAAAAAGACCACGCGCCUAAGUACAAAUUAGUGCCUUACGAUCAAACUCCACCAGUAAAAGUGUUACCGCACAAUGAUCAGGUUUAUGACGCUCCUAAAAGACCAAUCGCAGUGCCUGUGAUGGUAUCCAAGGAACCAGUUUAUAUAAAGCCUAGACCGAGACCUCAAUAUGUGUAUGAAAAUGUAGAAGUCCAGCAGCAAAUCGCGAGGAAACAACCAUCGAUAGUCUCGGAGAAUUAUUACGAAAAGCGACCUAGCAUUGAUAUAUCAAAGCCCGAUAUCCUCGGCGGGUUUAAACCUAUUGUCAGUUACACUCAGACUACAGAAGCUCCAGCUUAUACGACUUUGCCUGAUCAACCACUGCCCCAUUUUGAAAGUCAGAAACAGCAUCCAGUUCAAGUAUUUGAAACGACAUCCGUUCCUGAUGUUAACGGUUAUAGGCCGAACUACUAUGAGUAUAUCGUUGAACAACCCACUUACAAACCUGUACAUGACAGCCCUGCUAUUCCAGCAAGCACAAUGACGAUAGGAGAUCUGUUGAACUCAUUGCAAUUGAAUAAAUCAAUUCCCAAACCUAUAACGAGAGAAAAUGUCGCAUCUUCAAUAAGGACGUUACUGCAAGUGCUGAAUGCAUUAAAAGCGAUGCCACCGCAAAAUGAAGUAGAAGUGCCCGUAUUAAGUACGCCGAAGCCAUUCGUUGCACCUGCAGCAGUUGAAGUGACAGUAAAACCAGUGAUAAAUGUUACCCCAGCCUCCGUGGCAAGUGCAGAGGACCUCCAUGAAGAGCAAUAUCUAGCGCCUGUUAACCAGCCCUCGCAACAUAUCGAUAGUGAUGAUUAUCGGGGAGAGGUAACGAGUUCUCAGUCGUUCCCGCUACGACCGCAUUCGGACGACGAGGGCGGUACGCCAGGCCGGCCGGGAGUGGACUACCCCGUGCUUACCGUCAUCCCCGCCACCGCCUUCAACUGCAAGACGCAGCGCUACAAGGGCUUCUUCGCGGAUCCGGAGACUCGCUGCCAGGUGUGGCACUAUUGCGACUUGAACGGUGGACAGGCGUCGUUUCUAUGCCCCAAUGGCACGAUCUUCUCUCAAGCCGCGCUCACGUGCGACUGGUGGUUCAACGUGCGCUGCGCGUCUACGGCGCAGCUCUACGUGCUCAACGAGAGCCUCUACAAGUACAUCCUGCCGCACUCGCCCAAGUUCCCCGAGGACUACAGCGGGCCUCUAGUCGAUAAAUACCUUACACUGAAGUUUAAAGAAAUGGAAGAGCAGUUCAAGAAAAACAAAAACAAGAGUACAGCAUCCGAAAAAAUUGAUUCCGACGGGAACGUGUCCACCGAGGUAUCGAGCGAGAAAAGUUCAGAAGAGAGCGACGAGCAAACAGACAAGAGUGAAGUUAGCGUUAACGAGUCAAGCGUCAUUGUGGCCUCGCCGGGCAGCAGCGGCAAUGUCCAGAGGCUAGAGGAAUAGUACUACGUAUAAAACAGUAAGGCGCAUGACACACUGCAUCCGAUUCGCACGUCGCGUCCGAUGUUUGAGCGAGACACCGCUAUGUGCGUAUAUAGCGACAACUAGAUCUCACGUCGGCGACGGCGACGUGCGAACUGGAUGCAGUGUGCUAAGCGCGUCACUACAUUUAAUUUUUGCAGCAUUUUUAUCCAAGGUCCAUCAGAACAAUGACUUUGCGCCGAAUAUUAAUAGACGCGAUAGGGUAGGCUAGGCGUCAUAGACUGUGAUAGAGCUAUCUAUAGAUAGGCUCAUCGGUUUUACUAAUCUAUACAUGUAUUGCGUAAAUCAUAUUAGCAUUGUAGUCAAAUAUGCUUGAAGGUCGAUAACUAGACAUUAUGAUUUGCCAUUUGAAGUUAAUAUUUAUAUUUGAAUAAGUUUGCCGCGGAGACAAUAAUUUAAGGAAUUAAACUUGCCAUAUUUUGCCAUGUUUAAUUCGGAUAUUCAGAGCUAAAUGAAAUAUGAUUAGGAAAUUGACUGUGUAUGUGUUGUAAUAGUUACUGUAUUGUGCGUGUAUGUGAAUGACGAGAUAUUUUAUAAUGUUGUAAUUUUUGUAUAGCUAGGUAAAUAUUUAAUUGUAUUUUAUUUAGUUACUAAUUAUAACUAGCGCUCUAUAUUACACCUGCCCUCGAUAGUAAAUAGAAAUAAUUCGUAAUAAUUGUAAUUUUAAGGAAGGUACCUACAUAAUGCCUAAUAGAGAGGCAGAACUCCUAAGCUAUUUUAGUUCAUAUUUUGUGCAAUAAAUUGUGUUAUUAAA
Cydia pomonella (codling moth) is the source of this 3092-nucleotide messenger RNA. RefSeq lists its product as uncharacterized. Gene Ontology annotation, cellular component: extracellular region. The record is from RefSeq and is a predicted model, not a curated record. Gene Ontology annotation, molecular function: chitin binding. Bases 140 to 2299 code for a protein of 719 amino acids. NCBI's taxonomy places the organism in Eukaryota, Metazoa, Arthropoda, Insecta, Lepidoptera, Tortricidae. The transcript is spliced from 5 exons.